UGUUUGGUAUUACCAGUUACUUACUGUAUUUCCUCGGUAGUUUUUAACAUUGUGAGUUUUCCUGAUACAGCAUUGGACAGUGGUCAGAAAUCCCUUCAGUAACAUUAAUCAUGGGAUGUGACUCUUGGAAGGGACAAUAGUUACAGCUCUGUUGUAAUAGCCUUAGUUAAUUUAAUUUGAAAACAUUGCUCACCGGAAAUGAAAGGACCCCAACUUCCUCAAAGCUUGUGGUCAAAGCUUGAAACAGAUGUAACAUUACUGAGGCAAUGUGUUCAACCUUGUAGUCAACUCUUCCAAACCUCAAAACAAACCCACCUAAAUGUCAGCAGCCAUGGAUACACAAGCAACUGCAGCCUCAGUCAUUUGUGAGGUGUGCGGAACGAUCUUUGAGACACGACGAGGGCUAUCCAGCCACGCCCGCCUCCACCUACGGCAGCUUGGUGUCACGUUGUCAGAAAGCAGCGGUGCUCCCAUUGAACUGCUCUACCAGCUCAUGCAGGAGAAAGGUGACUCCAUCCCUGAUUUCAAAGCGUUGUCUGUGUCUCGCCCGAACACCCCAAAAAAAGCAUCCCAGCUGGAGUCCGGGAAAACUUCAGCACCAGAGGACAAGACUGUGUCCGGCAAAGCGGGGAGCGCAGUCAUUAAAACAUCAGAAAAGACGGAUCAUCAGGGAUCUCCGGCCCGACUGAAAGAGUCAACGACCUCUCUCAACCCGUCUGGUCUUGGGUCGGUUGAGUCCAGGACAAGUGAAGGCAGCAGCUCAUUGUUACAGCGCCAAACCAAAACCAAGCCGCUGUGGGCGCCACUGGAAACUGACGCGCCCAUCUCCUUAGCGCCAGACCCCAAAAAUGAGGUCCAUGUGUGUCAACUCUGUGGCUGCUGGUAUGGGACACGUAAAGGCCUGUCCAGUCAUGCUCGGGCACAUCUGCGCCAGAUUGGAAUCCCCGACAACGACAUCAAGGGAAGCCCAAUUCAAUUGCUUUACCAAAUCAUGGAAGAGGAGGAUCUCAAGCCCAUCGGCAACGAGCAGCAGAAGGGAGCGAGCACCUCCAACAAUCCCUCUAAAUCCGCCUCUAAACGACCCUUCAAUCGAUCCUCUGAUGCCGCGUCCGCACCCAGCAAACGGCCUAAAGCGGCAGAGGACUUCACCUGUGUUCUGUGCAGGGAAAAGUUUGAGAAUCGCAAAGGCCUGGCCAUUCACGCACGCGCUCACCUGCGUCAGAUUGGAGUGGGUGACCUGCUGGGGAAAAGCUCUGCAAUUGAAGCUGUCCAAGAACUGGUCAGCAGUGGCAUGCUGGAAGCCAUAGAGCCUACCAAAAUGAACAGUGCAACCAGUCCGUCCGCAGCCACGUCUCUCGCCUCAAGCCCAGCAAAGAGCGCCCGGUCUCCUUUCAGCAAGGCCCCAAAGGCUAAGAAAGGCUUCCGGCUAGCUGUUGACCCCCUCCUUAGGAAGCCUAAGCCUGAGCCUGUGGAGGUUGAAGUGUUUGUUCAACCCCAGGGAUCCGGCACUACCAGCAACUCUCCCACGCAGAACUCCCCCGCUGCUUUAACGCCUUCGAAUGCAGACGGACAAUCCCCGCCCACAGUCCUUUGCAAUUUCUGUGGCCAGCUGUUUGAGACCCGCAAAGCCCUGUCAUGCCACGCCCGCGCCCAUCUGCGCCAGCUCGGCCUCACCUGGUCGAUCAGAACGUCGCCGAUUGAUCUCCUCAAAGAGGUCAUGAUACGUGGUGAUGAAGGCAAGAAAGUGUCUGUGCCCACCAGGUCAUCGGGCAAAGCCUCGUGGACCCAGCAAGGUUCCAGAAGGUCCCACGACAUCCCGCGGCCGGGAGAACCGACCGCCAGCCCCGCCACAGCACCUCUGGAUUAUUCCAUGAAGGAGAAAUCCCCGUCUGGAAAGAAUGUGGCCUCACACACCGACGCAUCCUGUGAGCUUUGUGGCUUCGACUUUGAAAACCGCAAGGCCCUGGCCAGUCACGCCCGAGCGCACCUCCGCCAGCUGGGGAUCAUCGAAUGGAAGGCAGACGGAGCGAGCUCGCCGAUCGAGCUGCUCAGUGAGUUGAUCCGCAGGGACCCGGCCAAGGUGGCAGCAAUAACCCAGCGCUAUCGCAUAGGAGACCUGUACAUCAAGAAGUCCCAAAGAGGUGCCGCCUCGCCGUCUUUGUCCACAGACUCUGACUCUGUCGCUGGCUGCAGCCUGAAGCCUCCGGGGGCCAGGGAGAACCCGGGUGUGACUGCGGGCCCAUCCAGACACUCAAACAGCCACACACCGACUUUUGCAGCACACGGCGACCCCGGCAUGCGCUCCCCAAGGGGGGUCCAUCCACCCAAACGUGUCCCAGCGAGAGGAGAAAAUCAGGACGGCAGUUCCCAGCAGCCAACCCGGUCCGGCAGCAUCCCUGCUAUGCUGCCAAAGCCCCCACUUACACCUCUUGUCAAACUGGUGGGCAAAGUCUACUCCCUCAAGUGCAGGUUCUGUGAGGAAGUGUUUCAUGGGCCGCUGUCGGUUCAAGGGAGAUGGAUCACACACCUGCAGAAACACAUCCUGUCGCUGGGCUACAAAGGCAAAGCUUCUCCUCCGGCUGCCCCGGUGGCAGCUCCAGCACUCGCCCCUCCUGUCGCCGUGUAGUCCACAAAGUCUGUCUGCAGUUCACAUUAAACACCGUCGUCGUUUUUUACAUAUCAAGGCAUAGUCAAGAAAAAGGCUUAAUGUCUACUUUGAGGUGAAAUACUGUCAGUGCAAUGUGAUGUUACUGUGUUUGUCCUGUAGAGGGCGAGCAUGAGCCGUAUGAGGGAAGCAGCAAAUCCCGUCAGGUAAAAUCCACUGAAUACAAUAGAUUACAAUACAGAUCACUGGAUGUUUUGGGGUUGAUAUUGAAAGACGGUUCAUCCCUCAUUUUUAUUUCCACUGCUUUCCUCCUCCUGCUCACACUUGCCCCCAUUUGUAUAGAUGUUGUAAAUGUGUUUGAAUCAGAUAUAUUGAAUUUGUCAUUAUUUAAUGUCGGACACUGAAAAAAUGAUCUGGGUGUAGACGGGUGUGUUUGUCCAGCUUUUUUAAUCAGUCUUGUUCUAUGAAUUUAUUUUUUAAGGUGUUUUACCAUGAAUCUGGAUCGAUUCUCUCUUUUUCGUAAAUGAAAAUGCUUUUGAAUAAGAAAACAUAGAUAGGAAAUAACAAAACAAUUCUGGAAAUAAUAAGUAAUAAAAAAUAUAUAUUGA
Messenger RNA from Pungitius pungitius (ninespine stickleback), 3213 nucleotides. Its product is annotated as protein Wiz-like. Gene Ontology annotation, molecular function: RNA polymerase II cis-regulatory region sequence-specific DNA binding; DNA-binding transcription factor activity, RNA polymerase II-specific. Bases 320 to 2626 code for a protein of 768 amino acids. The record is from RefSeq and is a predicted model, not a curated record. Gene Ontology annotation, biological process: regulation of transcription by RNA polymerase II. Gene Ontology annotation, cellular component: nucleus. NCBI's taxonomy places the organism in Eukaryota, Metazoa, Chordata, Actinopteri, Perciformes, Gasterosteidae. The transcript is spliced from 9 exons.